Molecule: messenger RNA, 576 nt
Organism: Rotaria sordida
Lineage: Eukaryota; Metazoa; Rotifera; Eurotatoria; Philodinida; Philodinidae
Source: the annotation of a GenBank genome assembly
AUGUCAAAUUCAAACUACAAUUUUACAAUUAAGUUUUUUCGUCCGACACAACGUCCUGUUGUUACUAAUAAUGGUCUUUUGGAUAGUCGUACUAAACGUAUAAUUGCUCAAGAUCGUCUUAUUAUAGCUGAACAACGAAUUCUUAAUGUUGAAAGACAAAAAUCAACUAGUAAUCUUCAAUUAUUAACAUAUGAACAAAAACAAUUAGAAAAAAAAUUAUUAUCACUUCAGAAUUCUAAUCAAUCUAUAGAAUUACGCCGACGUUCAAUUAGUGAAGGAAAUAUUCAUCAAACGGCUUCUCGAAAUGAUACAUUUGAUAUAAAUCAAUCAAAAUUAUAUACAAAUAAAAAUUCAAAUGUUUUAUUUCUACCAAAAACUAAUAAUAUUCCACCAAGUUUUUCAGCAUAUUCUGAUGGACUUAUAUCAGAAAAUCCAGUUUUAACAAGUGAUACAGAAAAUAGUGAAGAAGAAGAAGAAGAAGAAGAACGUAAUUCAGAACUACGAAAACAGAAACCAAAUCAACUACCUGAAAUCACUAUUAUUCCACCGGAAGACGAUGUCCUACAUCUUGUUUAA